Messenger RNA from Adineta ricciae, 1491 nucleotides. The record is from the annotation of a GenBank genome assembly. NCBI's taxonomy places the organism in Eukaryota, Metazoa, Rotifera, Eurotatoria, Adinetida, Adinetidae.
AUGGGCUUAGACCAACGUCCCUCUUGUUUGCGUAAUUUUCCUCAUGAACUACUCUAUGUUAGUACUCUGUCAUGCGCGCAGUUGCUUACUCAAGCUGCACUAGGAAAUGUUCUGGUUCCAUUGCACAUUGUUGGUCCGGAUAUCGGUAUCACAAACACUGCUGAAUUGCCGUGGACAUUGGCGGCGUAUUCGUUAACCGUUGGAGUUUUUAUCAUGGUUACGGGACGGUUAGGCGACAUUUUCGGGCAUAAAUUGUUGGUCAUAAUUGGUUAUGUGAUGUUUUCGAUCUUCAGUCUUUUAACUGCUAUGGCUGCGUACGUAAAUAAUGGUAUAUAUUUCCAUAUCAUGAGAGCAUUCCAAGGUAUAGGGCCAACAAUGCUUUUGCCCAACGCUGUAGCUUUACUUGCUCGAGCUUACCCAGUUGGUUUGAGAAAAUCGAUUGUUUUCUCAAUUUUUGGGGCCACAGCUCCAGCUGGAUUUAUUUUGGGUGCCGCAUUCGGAAGUUUAUUUGCUCAAUUGGUGUGGUGGCCUUGGGCACAUUGGGUGUUGGCGAUCUUCUGUUACAUCUUAGCUAUUUCAACUUAUAUUGUAGUACCUAGUGAAUUAUCAAAACCGGUGCAUCCUACAGGUAAAACUGAUAUAGUUGGUGCAAUUGUGGGAAUCUUAGGUUUAAUUCUAUUCAUUUACUGUUGGAAUGAAGGACCUGUUGUUGGUUGGGAUAAACCAUAUGUGUAUGGGGUACUGAUUGCCAGUUUAGUCAUUAUCGGUAUUUUUAUUUUUAUUGAAAGAAAAACCGACGAACCGAUUAUGCCACUUUCGAUUUGGUCUGUCGCCGGCUUUCCCGGUGUACUUGCUUGUAUGGCGCUAGGUUGGUCAAGUUUUGGCAUAUUUAUUUAUUAUAUUGUUCAAUUUCUUGAAAACAUUCAUCAUGCAUCACCAUUAUUAACAACAGCCAUGUUAAGCCCUUUGGUUAUUUUUGGUCUGGUGGCAACCAUUAUUGUUUCUCAAUUAUAUGGUCGAGUACCUGCUCAUUAUCUUCUAAUGGCAUCGAUGAUUUUCUUCUGUGUCGGUAAUAUUCUUAUUGCUACGGCACCACCUGAUCAAACUUAUUGGGCACAAGUGUGUGUAGCCACAGUGCUUACACCCUUUGGAAUGGAUAUUAGUUUCCCUGCUGCAUCAUUAGUCAUCAGUAAUCGAAUGCCUAUUCAUCAACAAGGUGUAGCAGCAAGUAUGCUCAAUACAGCAAUCAAUUGGUCAAUCUCAUUAGGUUUAGGCAUUGCUGGAACAAUUGAAAGUGAAAUGCUCAAAAGAGGCAAAACUCCUCUCGAAGGUUAUCGAUACGCCUUAUAUGCGGGUAUUGCCCUAAGCGGACUAGGCGUUCUCAUAGCAUUGCUAUUCUGUCGCGUGCCUAAAACAACAGUUUCCGAGAACACAUCUGACGUAACUCCGGAUACAGCGAUCAAUACUGAGCGAACCGGCGAUGACAGCUAA